Molecule: messenger RNA, 4622 nt
Organism: Pseudopipra pipra
Lineage: Eukaryota; Metazoa; Chordata; Aves; Passeriformes; Pipridae
Gene: CASD1
Product: CAS1 domain containing 1
Exons: 18
Coding region: 147-2543 (798 amino acids)
Cellular component (GO): Golgi membrane
Molecular function (GO): N-acetylneuraminate 9-O-acetyltransferase activity
Source: RefSeq, a predicted model, not a curated record
CUGCAGCGGGGCGUGGGGCUGCUCUCGGCCGCGGCGGCGGGGACGGCGGCAGCCGGCGGGGUCCGCGUUGGCCGCCGGCGGGGACCCAGUGCUGCCCCGCCGCGCCCGUCCGCCCCAUCGCACGCUGUUGUCAUGGAGGAGCCAAGAUGGCGGCGCUGGCCUACACUGGGGGCAAGCGGGAGAUCAACUACUACUUCAGCGUGAGGAGCGCCAAGGCGCUGGCGCUGGGCGCCGUCCUGCUCCUCACCGCCUGCCACGCCGCCUCCCGCCGCUAUCGAGGUGGCGAUACAUGUGAGUAUCUUCUGUCCAGUGGGAGAUUUCUUGGAGAAAAAGUAUGGCAACCUCACAGUUGUAUGAUGCAUAAGUAUAAAAAUAGUGAAGCAAAAAGUUGCCUCAUAGACAAACAUAUUGUGUUCAUAGGAGAUUCUAGAAUUCGACAGCUGUUUUAUUCAUUUAUAAAACUCAUAAAUCCUCAAGUCAAAGAAGAGGGAAAUAAGCAUGGAAAUAUCCCAUUUGAAGAUAAGUCUGCUUCAAUUAAAGUGGAUUUUCUAUGGUAUCCAGAAGUUAAUGGCUCUAUGAGGCAACGUAUCAAAUCUUGGACUGAGGGUUCUGUGGCAAAACCUCAUAUAAUUGUAGUAGGAGCUGCCACGUGGUCUAUCAAGAUUCACAAUGGCAGCAACGAAGCCCUUGCACAAUAUAAAAUCAAUAUCACUUCAAUUGCACCUCUUUUGGAAAAAUUAGCAAAAAGUAGUGAUGUUUACUGGGUCUUACAAGAUCCUGUUUAUGAAGAUAUGCUGAGUGAAAGUCGGAAAAUGAUCACUAAUGAGAAAAUAGAUGCUUAUAAUGAAGCAGCUGUUCGUAUUCUAAACAGCAGCUCCCGAAAUUCCAAAGCUAAAGUUAAAGUGUUCAGUGUAUCAAAAUUGAUAGCACAAGAAACUAUCAUGAAGUCUGCAGAUGGCCUGCAUCUCCCUGAAUCAAGCAGAGAUACAAAUGCAAUGAUUCUUAUGAAUGUCUACUGCAAUAAGAUAAUGAAGCCCAUUGAUGGCUCCUGCUGCCAGCCUCAGCCUCCUCUCACUCUGAUACAGAAGAUGGCUUUCUGUUUUUUUACUUUGUCCAUUAUUGGAUAUUUAAUUAUCAGUUUAAUUCAUCGGAAUAAUUACCGGAAGAACAAAUCAUGCACUGAUUUGGAAAGCGGAGAGGAGAAGAAACCUUCCAUCAGCACGCCUAACGUUUCUACUUUAGAGAUGCUUCUACACUGCUUUUGCAAACUUGGUCUAAUCAUGACCUAUUUUUAUCUGUGUGACAGAGCAAAUCUUUUCAUGAAGGAAAAUAAAUUUUACACACAUUCAUCUUUCUUCAUACCAAUCGUCUAUAUCUUGGUUUUGGGGGUAUUUUAUACUGAAAACACCAAAGAGACUAAAGUGUUAAAUAGAGAACAGACUGAUGAAUGGAAGGGCUGGAUGCAACUUGUUAUUUUGAUUUAUCAUAUCUCUGGAGCAAGCACUUUUUUGCCUGUGUACAUGCACAUUCGAGUUCUGGUUGCUGCGUAUCUGUUCCAAACAGGUUAUGGGCACUUCUCAUAUUUUUGGAUAAAAGGAGACUUUGGUGUAUACAGAGUGUGUCAGGUUUUAUUUCGUCUCAAUUUCUUGGUUGUGGUACUGUGCAUAGUGAUGGACCGACCUUACCAGUUCUACUACUUUGUGCCAUUAGUCACUGUUUGGUUUAUGAUCAUUUAUGCCACCUUAGCUCUAUGGCCUCAGAUUGUCCAGAAGAAAGCAAAUGGGAACUGCCUAUGGCACUUUGGUUUACUGCUGAAACUGAUAUGCUUACUGACAUGUAUAUAUUUUCUGUCAUAUUCUCAGGGUACAUUUGAGAAGAUAUUUUCAUUUUGGCCAUUGUCCAAGUGCUUUGAACUGAAUGGGAAUGUCUAUGAAUGGUGGUUUAGGUGGAAGCUGGAUCGCUAUGUGGUUUUUCAUGGGAUGCUGUUUGCUUUUAUUUAUCUGGCAUUGCAGAAACGUCAGAUGAUAUCAGAAGGAAAAGGAGAUCCUCUUUUCUCCAACAGAGUUUCAAAUGUUUUAUUAUUUAUUUCAGUUGUCUCCUUUUUGACCUACUCUAUUUGGGCUAGUAGCUGUAAAAACAAGACAGAGUGCAAUGAGCUACAUCCUUCUGUUUCUGUGGUGCAGAUUUUAGCUUUCAUCCUCAUCAGGAACAUUCCUGGAUAUGUCCGAUCUGUGUACAGCUCCUUCUUUGCCUGGUUUGGCAAAAUUUCUUUAGAGCUUUUCAUUUGCCAAUACCAUAUUUGGCUGGCAGCAGACACAAAGGGGAUCUUGGUGCUCAUUCCUGGAUAUCCAAUGUUUAAUGUUCUUGUCAGCACUUUUAUAUUUGUGUGUGUGGCACAUGAAAUUUCUCAGAUCACGAAUGAUCUAGCACAGAUUGUGGUUCCUAAAGAUAACUCAACUCUGCUGAAAAGGUUGCUAUGCAUAGCUGGAUUUUUUUCUGGACUACACCUCUUCUCAGCAAUUCAAGAUCAGUCAAGGCAUUAACUUGGAAACUUUCUUCAGGUUUACUGUUUGUGUGCCUGAACAAAAAUUCUCAACUGGAGGUACAAGAAGACAUUUAAAUUAAGCGUGUGGAAAAUGUAUAUAGCGCAAAUGUACAUAUUUUGUGUGGAAAUAGCCUUCUCAAAUAAUCUGAGAAACAAGAGUGCACUGUACAGAAUUGCAUGUGAAAAUGAGUCUUUUCUACUGGAUGUAUGUUUCUGUUUACAUAUCUGUUUAAACGUGACACGAAGAAGUGAGGUGGUUUAGCAGCACCCUGGGCGUCUCACGGGACUGAGCCGGCACUGUGGGAGCCGAGUGAAGAGCGGGUGUUCCGGGCGCACGGCCCACACGUCCCACGUGCUGCCAUCAUUCCCAGCAGGAACAAAACUGAGCAAACCUGUGAUCCUUCGGAAUGGCCCCUUCUGGCUGAUGUGAAACCAGGGCAUUUUUCUGAACAAAAGGGUAAUUUUUUGUUUAGAAAUCAGUAUUUCGGGUGGAAAUAGUACAUAUUAUAUGCAACCCUUUAUAAAUGGAAAUAAAAACUAAUCAUCAGUUGAGUGAUUGAAGAUUAUAUACAAGUUUACGUAAUAUUUUAUGGGAGUUUUUUUAGAAAUUUAAGAUGUUUUCACAAAUAUGGUGAAUUCUGAGAUUAAAUUUUUUUAUAAAGAAAAUUUGAUUUUCCCCCCCCCCUAAAAUUGAUAAUCCAUAAAUUUUACACUAAUUCAUCUAAUUGUGUGUAAUUCCCUGUACAACCCCCAUGAACAAACAGAUGAAUAAUUUUCAGAGACUGAGUUCAAGAUGGAGAAUUUUUGGAACACCUUUUUAGCUGAAAUCACAUCAUAUGCACUCCAUCAGAUCUUAAGGAAAUUGGAGAACAGGGAGAUGGUGAUCACUGAAGCUUUCACUGAGUUUGUAGGUGACCUUGAACUAGGUCUCAUUAGGGAACUGGUGCCAUAUUCUAUCCAGUAAUAAUAUUUUCAUUUAAAAGGAUGCAAGUCAAGGAUGCAAGCCACUCUGUUGGUAUGAGGAGAAGGUACUGAGUGGUCAUCUUUGUUCCAUGCAGAUGGCUGAAUCUCAGAAUUACAAGUGAAAUGAGAUUGCAGCUGUUUGGAGGAACCUUUUUUCCCGUCCUUUUUAGCAGUGCCCAUCUUUCUUAUUAACUCUUUUCUUUAGAAAAAAACCCUAAAAUUAAAAGAAAUAGUCCUUCAGUGUGGCAGUGACAUGCUGUUGUUUACAUUCUACUUAUCAGUGAAGUUAUGGACAUUUCUUCCUGUUUGUGGGUUUGAUUCAAGUAAUAGUUUGACCUUUAGUUGCUUUUUCAUUUUAUUCUUCUCCUGAUUAUUUGUUAGCAGUCAAAAAACAUGAGCACAGUAUUAUUUUCCAAGCAUGUGUGCAAUUAUGUAUGAUUAUAAACAACAUGAGUCCUAAUUUGUACCAUAUUUACCAUCCCAUGCAUGUUCUUGAUCUUAUUCCAGGUAAAACAUUGAAUUCAAACUUGCAGCCAUGAACGAGUGCAAAAGAAAAUUUGUGAGAAUGGCUUCAACUUUUUUCUUUUUUUUUUUUGGUGGAGAACAGUUUUCUUUUAAAACUGUUUUAACAGUUUUCAUCAUAAAAACACUAAAAAUCAAUCAUUCACUUGCCCCAAAUUCAGCAGUUUUGCUAAGCCUGCCAGCUAUUUUAAAGCUAUUGGAAAGAUACUCAGCUGUUUGUUCUGUGUGUGCAUUACUCCUGAUGUUUGGGAAGUUAAACCUCCUCAAAAAAUACCUAUGAGUGACUGAAGGAAAGGGUGUAGGUGAACACCGUAGACAGGGAUAGCAUGCAUAACCUUCAUCUAUGCCAGUAUUUUGAGCAACAGGAACUGUGAGUUUGAGGGAUAACUUUUGUUUUGUUCUUCACAACUUAAGUAUUGUAGAUAUAAUUCUAUUUAUCUGUUGUACAGACUUGGUUAAAAGAUUUAUUUUUAAUGUUUGAAAUAAUGCACUUGUUUACUAUUACUGUAUGUGGGAUAAAUAUAUUUUCUUUUCAGGUUAUGUAAAAAUAUGAAGUAAUUUAAACAUUAAAUAAAUGUGCUGUGGAUGCUUA